Molecule: messenger RNA, 1264 nt
Organism: Setaria italica (foxtail millet)
Lineage: Eukaryota; Viridiplantae; Streptophyta; Magnoliopsida; Poales; Poaceae
Product: vacuolar protein-sorting-associated protein 37 homolog 1
Exons: 8
Coding region: 282-980 (232 amino acids)
Biological process (GO): protein targeting to membrane; protein targeting to vacuole; ubiquitin-dependent protein catabolic process via the multivesicular body sorting pathway
Cellular component (GO): ESCRT I complex
Source: RefSeq, a predicted model, not a curated record
CGGCAAAGGAAUGAGCCCAACCGCGUCGCUUCGACUCUUCUCUCUCCUCCGGUUCUCUCCGUCGUCUGGUCCGGCAGCUGCCCCAAAAUCGCCUCCACACUUCCUCGUUCCUCCGUCGAAGGGCGAAGCAACCACCGCGAGCGCAAGGCGAAGACUCCUCGCUGCGCGCCGCAGCCGCGCCUUCUUCUCCGUCCGAGCUCUCUUCCACUCCUCCGAUUCGUGCUCGCCCAGCUCUGGUGGGUAGUGGUUGACGGCCGGCGACGAGUGCAGAUUUCUCUGCGAUGAGCUGGAGAUUUCCUCGUUUCGGCUCUCAGCAGCAGCAAACAGAUCCAAAUUUCCAGGACAUACCUACGCAAUCUUGGUACCCUCCCUCGGUGGUCGGCUCGUCUUCGCGUCCAUCCACACCUACCUCUUCUAGUGCUAGCCCGCAUCAAAGAGCUUCAGAUCAUCCUCAGUCUUCAUCCCGUGGGCAACCAUCUCCUGCUGAGGCUGCAGGGAUAAUUGCUCGUUUGAAGGAUAAGAGUAUUGAGGAGUUACAGAGUCUAUUGAAAGACAAAGAGGCAUAUAAUGCAUUCUUUAAUUCACUUGAUCAAGUUAAAACCCAGAACAAUGUACAUGAUGAGCUUAGAAAGGAAACCUUGCAACUUGCAAGGGAAAAUUUAGAAAAGGAGCAGCGGAUUUUGGAGCUCCGGAAUCAGUGCACAAUAAUAAGAACCACAGAACUGGCUGCUGCUCAAGACAGGUUAACUGAUUUGGAGAGGCAAAAGGAUGAUAUUAUGAUGUCCUAUUCGCCUGCUGCACUGCUCGACAAGCUCCAAACAUCAAUGGCAAAGCUGGACGAGGAGUCUGAGGAGCUGCAUCAGAAGUUGUUGGAGAAGGACAUCGACCUGCCUACCUUUGUGCAGAAGUACAAGAAGCUCCGCACCGCCUACCACAAGCAGGCGCUGCUUCAUCUCGCCGGCCAGACCUCACUGCGCUGACAUCCGUCCGUAGGCUGUCUUGUUGCAUAGACGAUCGUGGCGACUUCGUUGUACACCUGCUCGCUCAUUCUUGUUCUGCACUCUGCUUGGCCCUGUUUUUGAGUGCAGCGUGUUGUAGGGCUUGAGAAACAUAACACGAAGAUUGCAUGUAUAGUUAUGUCUGAAACGUUCCCUACGUUGUCGCGCGGUUACCUGCCGAGUGACCAGGUUGGAUUUAUAUGCGGUAAUCAAACCCAUUGCCAUUUUUUUAAUAUAAAGUGUUCGUGGGUACGUCAGUUUGGGUC